Stegastes partitus (bicolor damselfish) is the source of this 2366-nucleotide messenger RNA. It is a transcript of the gene hsd17b12a, whose product is annotated as hydroxysteroid (17-beta) dehydrogenase 12a. Lineage: Eukaryota; Metazoa; Chordata; Actinopteri; Pomacentridae. Gene Ontology annotation, cellular component: endoplasmic reticulum. Bases 124 to 1116 code for a protein of 330 amino acids. Gene Ontology annotation, molecular function: oxidoreductase activity. The record is from RefSeq and is a predicted model, not a curated record. The transcript has 11 exons.
CUACAACCUCCUUAUAAAGGGACUCUCUCUCACGUUGUGGCUUGGAAAUUAGAGCACAUUGCCUAAAAUUGAGGUCUCCACAUACACACUCUCACACACGCCGAGUCACCGAGAGCCGCUGCCAUGAACUGGAUGAACGUGGAGGAGAUGAUCCGCAGGGCCGAGACGCCUCUCUUCUGGGUCGGUGCGUUCACUGUGGCCUCCCUGGCGCUGUGGCUGCUCUACAGGCUCAUCUCAGGCUUUAGGAUCUGGGUCUGGGGAAAUGGGCAGCUGCUCUCUCCGAAGCUGGGCAAAUGGGCAGUUGUGACGGGAGCCACGGAUGGAAUCGGGAAAUCCUAUGCGGAGGAGCUGGCUCGUCGAGGAUUUGCAAUGAUGUUGAUCAGUCGCUCCCAGGACAAGCUGGAUGACGUUGCAAGGUCGCUUGAGGAGCAGUAUAAAGUGGAGACCAGGACUAUUGCCGUCGACUUUGGCAGGACAGACAUCUACCCAAAGAUUGAGGUGGGGCUGGCUGGUCUGGAGAUCGGUGUUCUCGUCAACAAUGUUGGUGUGUCUUAUCCCUAUCCCGAGUACUACCUCCACAUUCCUGAUCUGGACGAUUUUAUCACAAAUAUGAUCAAUGUCAACAUGACCUCAGUGUGCCAGAUGACCCGUCUUGUGCUGCCCAGAAUGGCUGAAAGAUCCAAAGGCGUUGUCCUCAACAUUUCCUCCGCUAGUGGCAUGUACCCCGUCCCUCUGCUGACAGUCUACUCUGCAACCAAGGCCUUUGUGGAUUUCUUCUCUCGUGGCCUUCAGGAGGAGUACAGGCGUCAGGGCAUCAUCAUCCAGAGCGUGCUGCCCUUCUUUGUGGCCACUAAAAUGACACGCAUCAGAAAGCCCACCCUAGACAAGCCUACCCCAGAGCGCUAUGUGGCCGCUGAGGUCACCACUGUGGGUCUGCAGAGCCAGACCAAUGGUUACUUCCCCCAUGCUGUCAUGGGUUGGGUGACCACCAAACUGGUGCCGAGCAGUAUUGUUAUUUUCCUGGGAGCCAGAAUGAACCGUCUUCAGCGUACUGGAUACCUGCACAGGAGGAAGCUGCGGGAGCAGAAGAAUGGAGCGGGUUUCAAGAGUGAAUAGGAAGACGGCUGAUGAAGAUGAGGCAGCCUCUCAACUUUGUCCUGGUGAAGUGUUUCGGGAAGGGAGAGAUUGUGUAAGUGUGCAAUUGAUCCUCCAGGGUUGCCUCAGAUUUCCCCUUUGUGCCUUCAGUAAACAUGCAUAAGAGUGCAUGUGUGACUGUAUUUAAAACUGUUGUUUGUCUGGAGAGAAAUGGAAUAAGAGGGCCAGAGGUGAAACAAUAAUAUAAUGCUGCUCUUGGCAAAGGACAUGAAUAUUUUUUUGUCACUGACACUGAUGGUGGAAAUGAUACGGCGAAAAAAGUGACCUGCUGUUGUAAGCAGUGGAAAAUGGUGGUGGGAUCUUUUUUUUAUAUAAAUAUAGAUGUGUAUAAUUAUUUAUUUUAUAUUUGUAUGGACAGAAAAGCCAAACUCAGACUUUAAACAUUAGCUUCCAACCUGGUUCUGUUUACAAAUUGAUGAAUAUAUUUAAAAAUGACAAUAUCUGCUUUCUAUCAUGCCAGUUUACUGGGAUGUCUCAGCUCACUGUGCAUUGGCUCUUUCUUUUUUCUUUUUUUUUGUUUUUCUUUUUUUUCUUUUGAUAUUGUGAGUUUACAGUCUGUUUAAAAUGACAUUUUGUGGUGGGUUGUUGUUGUACCAGUGUAUCGCUUGUUCGAAGCCAAAUUUUGUCAUUGUUUUAAAGUGCCUUUCUCCUUGCAUUAUUGCUGGAAGUGGUCAGAAUAACUGAAAGGGUACUUUGUGGUUUUACUUAUUAUGAAAAGAUCUUAUCAACUGGUGCUAUGUCCAUGUGAGCUACUCGGUUACUCUAUUUUCUGCCUCUAGUCACAAUGACAACCUGUCACUUGUUUUUCAAAUGUGUUUUGAGAAGAUUUCAUAGGAAUGGAGAAUAAUCUCAGUUGACUGUGGUGCAGAAAUCCCUCCACUUAAAGUUAAAACAUAAAUACUGGAACGUUUUACAACAUUACCUGUGGUUCCACAUUUACAAACAGACUGGUUCACAUACAACCAAAGGUUUGCUGUAAAGUGCUGAACUGCUCCUCUUUUCUCGUUAGUUACCAAAUCAGUGCCUCAUAUGAUGUAGUCUGACCUGUGCCUCAGCUAAGUGUUUUUGUGAAUGUUUUUUCCUUUCUAAAGUCUUUUAUAUGCUUGGAAAAUAAAAAUGGAAUUUCUACAUAUAAAAUGUGCCGCAGAAAUUAUCCCACUGAUGGCAACUUAUGUUUUCUACUGUUUGUUAAUAAAAGCUUUGACAAAGAG